AAUGGCAAUACUAACUCCUCAUAAAUUCCUCACCCACCCCUCCCUCCACAUGGCCUGCCUAACCACCGACGUCUAUCAUCCAAUCUCUCAAUCUACCUUUUUUACGCACCUAACUUUUCACGGACGUCCACGUCUUCACCUCCGCCAUUGCCUUAAACCUCCAAAAUCUCCAUAUAAACCCUUUGGAUUACUAUUCGCCUCUACACUUAUAAUUGGCAAAACGACACCUUCCAAAACCAACGUCCUCAACAAAAACCGAACCCAAAUGGCUCUUACGACAGUCGCCGGAGUUCAGGUCGAGAUAGCCACGUUCCCGCCGGCGGCGACGCCUCCGGGCUCCGACAAGACUCUGUUUCUUGGCGGCGCAGGUGCGAGGGGUUUGGAGAUCCAGGGGAAAUUCGUCAAGUUCACGACGAUCGGAGUUUACCUGGAGGAUAACGCCGUUAAGUGGCUUGCCGGUAAGUGGAAGGGGAAGUCGGUGGAGGAACUGACGGAGUCCGUCGAGUUCUUUAGAGACAUCGUAACCGGCCCAUUUGAGAAGUUUACCAGGGUGACGAUGAUAUUGCCGUUAACGGGGCCACAGUAUUCGGAGAAAGUGUCGGAAAAUUGCGUGGCAAUCUGGAAAACUUUGGGGAUUUACACUGACGCAGAGGAGAAAGCCAUUGAAAAGUUCAUUGAAGUUUUUAAAGAUCAGAAUUUCCCGCCAGGAUCCUCUAUUCUCUUCACACAAUCGCCCACCGGUUCCUUAAAGAUAAGCUUUUCCAAAGAUGAAUCCAUACCAGAAAAAGAGAAUGUUGUUAUAGAAAACAAACUACUUUCGGAGGCGGUUUUGGAGUCGAUUAUUGGAAAGCUUGGAGUUUCUCCUGCUGCAAAGCAAAGCAUUGCUUCAAGGCUAGCGGAAUUGCUUAAAGAGACAAAAGACUGAUGACCUGCCCUGCAGAAAAAAUUAGAGAAAAUGUUAGGUGGAGGGAAAGUGAAACGGGACGUCUAACAAGGAAGUUGAAGUGGAAACGGAAAAAUUGUGUGAGAAAGAAAGGAGAAAUGAAAUUCCACAUGAAUACUGUGCGUUUUUUCUGGAACCUUUAUUUUUGGAUCAACGUUAAUAAGCGAAAGCAUAUUGUUUGUGUUUUUGUGUUUUUAAUCAAAUAUUGAACCCAUUAGAGUUAAUUUCAUGCAUUUUCUCGUUCAGUACUUACAAUGGAGAAGAAAUACACAAGAAACAUGACAGAUUGUGUUCUGCGAAGGGCUAUACAAUCUUUUAUUUUUUAUUU
This is a messenger RNA of Morus notabilis, 1271 nucleotides long. Its product is annotated as chalcone--flavonone isomerase. Gene Ontology annotation, molecular function: chalcone isomerase activity. The coding region runs from base 2 to 925 and encodes 307 amino acids. Lineage: Eukaryota; Viridiplantae; Streptophyta; Magnoliopsida; Rosales; Moraceae. The record is from RefSeq and is a predicted model, not a curated record. The transcript has 4 exons. Gene Ontology annotation, biological process: flavonoid biosynthetic process.